GCGCUGGCGCCGCCUCGCUUCGGCGUACCUCAGCCGGGCGAACCGCUCCCUGGGUGACCAAGGGUGAUUGCGAGCGCAGGUAAAGCCAAGAAAGCAAACAGGUCAGAGAAACAUGGCAGCAAGGCGAAUUGCACAGGAGACUUUUGAUGCUGUAUUACAAGAAAAAGCUAACCGGUAUCACAUGGACCCCAGUGGUGAAGCUGUAGGCGAAGCUCUGCAAUUUAAAGCUCAAGAUCUUAUAAGGACACUCCCAAGAGUCAGAGCAGAUAUGUAUGAUGACAUUCACAGUGACAACAGAUACACUCUAGGAGGAUCCGUAACUCACUCUCGAGAUGCUGGGAGAGAAGGCCUUAGGAGUGAUGUGUUUCCAGGACCUUCCUUCAGAUCAAGCAACCCUUCUGUAAGUGAAGACAACUACUAUCGCAAAGAAUGUGGCCGGGAUCUGGAAUUUUCUCACCCUGACUCCCGAGACCAGGUCUUUGGCCACCGGAAAUUGGGAUAUUUCCGUUCUCCGGACUGGAAAUUUACACUCCGUGGCUCUUGGGAACAAGACUUUGGCCACCCAGUUUCUCAAGAAUCAUCUUGGUCACAGGAAUAUAAUUUCGGUCCUUCUGCACUACUGGGGGACUUUGGGUCCUCCCGGCUGAUUGAGAAAGAGUGUUUGGAGAAGGAGAGUCGGGAUUUCGACGUGGACCAUCCAGGAGAGGCAGACUCUGUGCUCAGGGGCAGCAGCCAAGUCCAGGGCAGAGGCCGAGGCCUAAACAUCGUUGAUCAGGAGGGUGCCCUCCUAGGAAAGGGGGAGUCUCAGGGCCUGCUCACACCUAAAGGGGGGCUUGGGAAACUUGUCACACUGAGAAAUGUGAGCACAAAAAAAAUACCCACUGUAAAUCGUAUUACUCCCAAAACUCAGGGCACUAACCAAAUCCAGAAAACCACCCCAAGUUCUGAUGUGACCCUAGGGACAAACCCAGGAACAGAAGAUAUCCAAUUUCCCACUCAGAAGAUCCCCCUGGGGCUCAAUCUGAAGGACGUUCGGCUCCCAAGAAGAAAGAUGAGCUUUGACCUUAUAGAUAAGUCCGAUGUUUUUUCAAGAUUUGGGAUAGAAAUAAUCAAAUGGGCAGGAUUCCACACCAUAAAAGAUGAUGUUAAAUUUUCCCAGCUUUUCCAAACUCUCUUUGAACUUGAAACUGAAACCUGUGCUAAAAUGCUUGCCUCAUUUAAAUGCUCCUUAAAACCAGAGCACAGAGAUUUUUGCUUUUUUACUAUCAAAUUUUUAAAGCACUCUGCUUUGAAAACACCCAGAGUUGAUAAUGAGUUUUUAAACAUGCUUUUAGACAAAGGUGCUGUGAAGACGAAAAAUUGCUUUUUUGAAAUCAUAAAGCCCUUUGACAAGUACAUAAUGAGGCUUCAAGAUCGGCUUCUAAAGAGUGUCACACCCCUGCUCAUGGCCUGCAAUGCCUACGAGCUGAGUAUCAAAAUGAAGACCCUCAGUAACCCACUGGACUUGGCUGUUGCCCUGGAGACCACCAAUUCUCUCUGCCGGAAGUCUUUGGCCCUUUUGGGCCAGACAUUCUCCUUGGCCUCUUCUUUCCGGCAAGAGAAAAUCUUAGAAGCCGUUGGUCUCCAAGAUAUAGCUCCCUCUCCUGCCGCAUUUCCAAACUUUGAGGACUCAACUCUGUUUGGGAGGGAGUACAUAGAUCACCUGAAGGCCUGGCUUAUCAGCAGUGGGUGUCCACUCCAAGUCAAGAAAGCUGAAACUGAGCCAACUCAAGACGAGAAAACCAUUUCUCCUACCCAACCUGAAAUUCAGGCCAAGGUUCUAAGUGGUCUGAGUGAUGCCAUCCCCCAGCGAGCAGAUCAUAAGGUGGUGGACACCAUCGACCAGCUGGUCACUCGUGUCAUUGGAGGCACCCUGUCUCCUAAAGAAAGAGCUCUUCUCAAGGAGGACCCUGCUUACUGGUUUUUGUCUGAUGACAGUAGUCUGGAGUAUAAAUAUUACAAGCUGAAACUGGCAGAAGCACAGCGGAUAAGCCAAACCUCACCAGGAGUGGGUCAGAAACCAGUGGCGGCGGAGUGUGCAGUCCGGGCUAUGCUGUAUGCCCGGGCAGUCCAGAGCCUCAAGAAGAGGCUCCUUCCAGGGCGGCGGCGGGGGCUGCUCCGAGCUCAAGGGCUCCAGGGGUGGAAGGUGAGAAGAGCAACCACCGGGACCCAGACCCUCCUCUCCUCGGGCACCAGGCUGAAACACCACACCCGGCAAGCUCCAGGCUCCUUGCACGGAAAGUUGCCCCAGCCAGAUGAAAAUGAUGCUGCCAAGGAUUGCCUGCCAGACCCACCCAGACCCUCUCCUCAGGACAUCAGCUCAGAAGCUGCAGGCCCAUCUCCCAAGCCAGCAGAAGUGGACAUAUCCGAAGGCCCUCAGAGCUCCUCUCCCUCCCUGUCUGCUGAUGUUGACACAAAGACCAUGGAGACUGCAGAGAAACUGGCCAAAUUUGUUGCACAGGUGGGACCAGAGAUUGAACAAUUCAGCAUAGAAAACAGCACUGACAACCCAGAUCUGUGGUUUCUACAUGACCAAAAUAGCUCAGCUUUUAAAUUCUAUCGAAAAAAGGUAUUUGAACUGUGCCCAUCGAUUUGUUUUACGUCGUCUCCACUGAACCUGCACACUGGUGAGAGCUCCCUAGAACCAGUGGAAGAGGAAGGAGAGUUUGCAGAUGAGCCUCCUCAGCAGGAGGUUGAGCUGGAAAGCCUAGAGGUGAUGCCUGAGGAGGAGGAAGACGAGGAGGAGGAGGAGGAGGAGGAGGAGGGGGGCGAGGAGGCCCCCACUCCUGGAGGCUCCUCCUCUGCCAUAGGAGAGGCUGCUAAGUCUGAGGGCAGCCCGGCCACCGAUGGCCUUCCAAGUGAGGCAGCCGAGGACGGCCCAGCUGGCAUAUCUGCCCUAUCACAGUCCUCUUCAGGGACCUGCUUUCCUCGGAAGAGGGUCAGCAGCAAAUCAUUGAAGGUCGGCAUGAUUCCAGCUCCCAAGAGGCUGUGCCUCAUCCAAGAGCCCAAAGUUCAUGAACCCGUUCGCAUUGCCUACGACAGGCCUCGAGGUCGUCCCAUGUCCAAAAAGAAGAAACCUAAGGACUUUGACUUUGCCCAGCAAAAGCUGACCGACAAGAACCUGGGAUUCCAGAUGCUGCAGAAGAUGGGCUGGAAGGAAGGCCAUGGCCUGGGCUCCUGUGGGAAGGGCAUUAGGGAGCCUGUUGGCAUGGGAACGGCCUCGGAAGGGGAGGGAUUGGGCGCCGACGGGCAGGAGCACAAGGAAGACACGUUUGAAGUCUUCCGUCAGAGGAUGAUGCAGAUGUACAGACACAAACGGGCCAACAAAUAGUUCCAGGGUCUCUCCCGUGAGGACGACAGGCAUCCGGAAAGUGCUAACUCGCCACUUUGGGUGCUUACUGUCUCUGGCUUGUUUCCAUCACUGGAAAUCAGAUAGAGAAUUUUAGUGUUUUUGGUCCUUGGUAAAACCUAGAAGACAUUUGUGAUGUUACAAAAUGGAAGUUCUUUGUUUUUCUUUUUUUAAAUCUAAGAAGUUGUGAAUGUUAAUCAUUUAGCAGUUACAAUAAAUGUAGAG
Messenger RNA from Pteronotus mesoamericanus, 3613 nucleotides. RefSeq names its product SURP and G-patch domain containing 2 (gene SUGP2). The transcript is spliced from 11 exons. Gene Ontology annotation, cellular component: nucleoplasm. The record is from RefSeq and is a predicted model, not a curated record. Gene Ontology annotation, molecular function: RNA binding. Lineage: Eukaryota; Metazoa; Chordata; Mammalia; Chiroptera; Mormoopidae. Bases 113 to 3370 code for a protein of 1085 amino acids. Gene Ontology annotation, biological process: RNA processing.